UCCAAUACCGUUGUUGUUUUCACACGACUCGCAAAUGAUGCAACGUGAACGCGUGCGUGGCAUAUAUGAUUUCCUAUGUUCUUUUUAUCUUGUCUUUGAAUGUAAAUCUUGUACACAGCAAUGCAUGGAAAGCAAGAAUGAAUGAAGUUAGCCACAUUAGGAGUCCUUUAGUUAGAGCAGUGUAUCAACGUUUGAAAGAAGACGAACGACAACGAAAUGACGAUCAUCAUUAUUGGUACAGCUUUGACAGAGCCAGAGUGUCAGCCGAUGUUUGUGAGUGCUUCAUUCAGUCCCAUCAGGACGCAGAAACCGAGCAAUUCCUGUCCAACUGUUACGAGAAAGCUGAUUGGAUAUUUACACAGCUUUAUCACUCUAUUGCCAAGUCCAUCCUUAGCUGGUUUAUGACCAGCACUUCAAUCAAUGGACUUCUCCAGCGAGGUUCAAUGUUUGUAUUCUCUGAUGAACAACUGAGGCAGCUUCUACAGAUUGGAGUGGGAUGGGAAGGACAGAACAUGCUAGAUCUAGGUGCAGGAGAUGGACGGGUGACUGAAAAAAUGGCCAAAUACUUCAGACAAGUUUAUGCUACUGAAGUGUCCUCAACAAUGGUAUGGAGACUACAACAGAAGAACUACAAAAUCCUUGGGCUGGAUGAGUGGGACAAUGGUAGUGUCUCCUUUGAUUUGAUUAGUUGCCUCAAUCUUUUGGACAGAUGCAACAAGCCAAUGACAAUUCUUCACUCUAUGAAGAGGGUGUUGACAACUGGUGUAGGAAAAGCUAUAGUGGCAGUGGUGCUGCCAUUUAAACCAUAUGUAGAACAAGAUUCAACGGAUCACGUACCUGAGGAGAACUUACUGAUUCAGGGACAAGGCUUUGAGGAGCAAGUUCAGUUCUUCAUCAAAAAAGUGUUUGAACCUGCAGGUUUUGUCGUAGAAAAAUUCAGCCGACUGCCUUAUCUUUGUGAAGGAGACCUACACCAAUCAUUUUAUGCACUAGACGAUGCAGUAUUUGUCAUUAAACCAAACUCUUGAUAAACAAAAAUCAAAAUUGGUGCAGCAGAAAGUACCAGUAUUAGAUUCACCACAAAGUGCCUGAAUUGCAAUCCCCAUCUUCAUUUGAAGCCUGUAUACAGUUACAUUAAUACUGUGCAACCAGAAAUUCAAACUGCUUUGGGAGUGAAGUUGUGUGAUUAACUGGAAACUGUCAGAAAGUAGUUCUUUUAAAGCUGUAUGAAACUGGAUUAUUGAUACAAUCUAGGUUACUGAGAGGCAAUUUUAAUUUUCUUUUGCCAAGAGUAUGAAAAUUUGAAGUGUUGUCUGGUCCUCAGGUCGUUUAUUGAUAACUUAGACUGUAAUUUUGGGAAGUUUUUAACAAUUACUAUACAAGCUAAAGAACACUGUAUUACAAGCAUAUUGUACAAAACUGUGGUGCUAAAUGAUCUUCCCUUUUAUAUUCAAGGUUGUACUUUUAAACCAUUCAUGUAUGCACUUGCAUAAUAUAUCUACAGUAAUGAAUGAUUAUACAUGAAAUGAGUCUACAAUGUUAUUUUAUCUCAAUAUACUGAAGAUGUA
Saccostrea cuccullata (small rock oyster) is the source of this 1568-nucleotide messenger RNA. RefSeq names its product protein-L-histidine N-pros-methyltransferase-like. Gene Ontology annotation, molecular function: protein-L-histidine N-pros-methyltransferase activity. Lineage: Eukaryota; Metazoa; Mollusca; Bivalvia; Ostreida; Ostreidae. The transcript has 6 exons. The record is from RefSeq and is a predicted model, not a curated record. Bases 66 to 1028 code for a protein of 320 amino acids.